Molecule: messenger RNA, 4893 nt
Organism: Leptopilina heterotoma
Lineage: Eukaryota; Metazoa; Arthropoda; Insecta; Hymenoptera; Figitidae
Gene: Sema5c
Product: semaphorin-5A
Exons: 17
Coding region: 559-3792 (1077 amino acids)
Biological process (GO): positive regulation of cell migration; semaphorin-plexin signaling pathway; negative regulation of axon extension involved in axon guidance
Molecular function (GO): semaphorin receptor binding; chemorepellent activity
Source: RefSeq, a predicted model, not a curated record
AACAGCCUACACGACCAAGCGAAUGGAAAGUUCUCCUUUCAUCAUGAUUUGAAGUCGUAUCAGUACAUACCUAACAGUUCUCGAGCCUCGUUACCUAACAGUACCCAACCUAACAGAAAAUAAACGUCUUUGUUGGUAUUACUGAAACGAAAAAAUUCUUUUUUAUCGCUAAAAGUUGUUUUCAGUACAAAGUAUUCAGUAUAAAGUUAGGAAGGCUCACAAUUAUUAAGAGACUACCGUAGUUUCUAUUUAUAAAUCAUGUUUUGCACCCAAGCUGAAUGUUUUUUUUCUCUUGCGAAACGAAAAGAUUUAUUUAAAUGCUUCGUUCGUGUGUGUGUAUGUGUGAGUGAGUUGAAAUGAUUGUUAAUAGUAUGUUUAUUAAAUAUUUACUACUAUUUGUGGUUGGAAUAGUACAAAAAAAUAUGUGCCAUGCUACUAAAAAUGAACUGUACAAACACUAUGCAAAUUGGACGAAAAGGAUUAUUUACUCAGUCCCAUAUCAUCGUACAACUGAAACUCCAUUUUUGCACUUGGAACAACAGUUAAUGUGAAACAAAAAUGAAGUACCAAUUGGGAAUCGUACUGAUUUUACAACUCAUGGCACUAUGUCAUGCCUCAGAAGACUUUCGGCACAUUUCAUAUGAAGAUUUACUUCAAGAGGGAAAGUUGUUUCAAGAAGAGGGGGUCACUACAUAUUCUCAAUUAUUGUUUGAUGUAGCAAGGCAACAAGUAGUUGUCGGAGCACGAGACAACCUUUUCCGUUUAAAAUUAAAUUCUUUAACUCAACUGGAGCAUGCAUCAUGGACCGCGCCUUCAAAAAAAAUAUCAACUUGUCAAGAUAAAGGACAAACUUCUGAAGACUGUCACAAUUUUAUAAAAGUUUUGUUGAGCAAUGGAAAAUUUAUUUUCACAUGCGGCACUAAUGCUUAUAGUCCGAUGUGUACGUGGAGAGAAAUUGAAAACAUUAAGAAUGUUACUGAUACGUUAUCGGGAGUAGCUAUGUGCCCAUAUUCACCACAUGCCAAUGCAACAGCCAUUCUGAGUAGAUCUGGUGGUCUAUUUGCAGGAGCACCUACUGAUUUUUCAGGCGCUGAUUCUGCUAUUUACAGGACUUUGGAAUAUCCAAAUCUUCGAACACAUCAAUAUGAUUUUAAAUGGCUCAAUGACCCGCAGUUUGUUGGCAGUUUUGAGACGGAAGAAUAUGUGUUUUUCUUAUUUCGGGAAACAGCAGUGGAAUAUAUUAAUUGCGGAAAGAGAAUAUAUUCUAGAAUAGCGAGAGUUUGUAAAAACGAUCCAGGUGGUCAAACUUUAAUGAGAGAUACGUGGACUACAUUUAGUAAAUCUCGUUUAAAUUGUUCUCUCCCGGGCGAGUUUCCAUUUUACUAUGAUGAAAUUCAAGGCGCAGUAUAUCAUCCGGAGGAAGGAACCGUUUACGCUACAUUUACAACUCCAAAUAAUGCAAUAGCAGGAUCGGCAAUCUGUGCUUUUAAUAUGUCUGCAAUUUUAAAAGCCUUCAAUGGUCCUUAUAAAUAUCAGGAAAAUUCGGGCUCUACUUGGGAAAGGCAACCAGUACCUCAUCAUAAUCGACAACAUUGCGGCCAGAAGCUUAAUAGUGCACCUUAUCAAAUAAUGAAUAACCAUAGGUAUCAACUAAUGGACGAUGCUGUUCAAAGUACUGCUCUAAAGCCUUUGCAUACAAGUCACGAACGAUAUACAUAUAUUGCUGUGGAUACAACACCUACAAAAUUGCACCGUAGUGUAAUAAUACUUUAUGCUGCAACAACGACAGGACACAUUAAAAAGAUCUCUGUAUUGCCGAAACUACAAGAAACGUGUGUAAUUGAAGUUUGGGGUCCUUUACCUUCACCACCAGUAAUUUUACAAUACCUUAAAGAUACACAUAGUUUGUAUGUGGGAAUGCAAACAGGAUUAUUAAGGAUAUCAGCCGUUCAAUGUCAUCGACACCGAACGCAAUCAGCUUGUCUAAAUGCACAAGAUCCUUAUUGUGGAUGGAAUGAAUUAACCAUGACUUGUGCACAAGCACCCAAUCAGAAUACUGCUGUCACACAUUGGCAUCAGGAUGUAACAAAAUGUCCUGUAUUAAGAGAUUCAGUAGAAGGAGGUUGGAGCAGUUGGAGUUCAUGGCAUUUCUGUCAAUACGAAUCUACGGAAUCUGGUUCGGAAAAGUCGCAUCAUGUAAUCUCUUCCAAAAAUGAGAAUGCGGAUGGCUGUCAGUGUCAAAUAAGGGAAUGUAAUAAUCCUCCACCAAAACACGGAGGAAAUGUUUGCGAAGGUCCGAAGGUGAAAGUAACUAACUGCACUGUUCAUGGUGGGUGGACGUCGUGGUCUACCUGGUCAUCUUGUUCCCAAACCUGUGGUCUAGCAAUGAAAACUCGAAGACGUACGUGCAGUAAUCCUUCUCCAGCUUUUGGUGGUCGUGUUUGUGUAGGACCUGAUCAUGAUGAAGCUAUUUGCCUUGAUAUUCCACCGUGUGCCAAACCAGCUCAAUCAAUUUUGCCUUCAGAAAGUGGACAGUGGUCACCAUGGGAAUUAUGGUCGACAUGCUCCCGGCCGUGUAACGGAGGUAUGCGAAUUAGAAGACGAACUUGUGACGGUCCAAUAUCUCAUGAAGGUGGCACUAGCUGUCCUGGGUGUAACUUUGAAGUCGAGCAUUGCAACAGUCAAACUUGCACGGAAACAAAGAAAUUUUCUAAUUGGACGCCAUGGAUGGUUGUAAACUUCACGGCUCAGGCGAAAGAAGCUGAAUACACUGAGAAGCGGUUUAGAUUUGUAUGUCGUGCUCAAACUGAUAACCCGUCCAGUUUACGUAUUCAUUUAGGAAAAGAAGAAGAACGUUAUUGUAAGAAGGAUGGUUCUUGCUCUCAUGUUAUCGGAAUGACAAAUACUGACAGCAAUACAGAAGUUGGUUGGUCAGAUUGGUCACACUGGUUUUCAUGUAAUCGUGUGUGUACUCCAGGUUCUCAGGCCAGGACCAGACAAUGUGAAUCACCUCCUUGUGAAGGUGUGGCAGUGGAAACAAGAGUUUGUACACCAUUCUCAUGUCGUGGAAAUGAGAUGAAAAAGAAUAAAGUUGAAGGAACAUGGUCUACUUGGUCCCAGUGCUCAGUGUCUUGUGGUACAGGAAUCCGAACAAAAAAGAGAGAAUGUGCAUCAUCAAACACUUGUGAAGGGCCCAAUGUGAUUAAAGAGUCCUGCAAAAUGCCAAACUGUGAUUCUUCUAUUGAUUGGAGUGGUUGGUCAAACUGGUCUAACUGUAAUAAUGAUAAUCAGCAGUAUAGGAAACGUCAGUGCCUUGUACAUGCCAGUAAUGGAGUUUGCCAAGGAGCUAAUCAAGAAUUUCGUCAAUGUUCUUACAAUGAAUUUACGAAUAACGUGUCACCAAGUGUUCAAAUGGCAGGCGUGUCUGUUGGAGCAGUUGUAGGAAGUUUCAUUGCAGGAAUGAUUGUUGGUAUGAUUUUGAUGACAGUAUUGAGUUUAUUUUACAUGAAGCGGAAAGCAUCUCAUAUCGCCGGAAGUCCUCAUUAUAUAACAAAGCAGAACCCUUACGUCAUAGUCCCACUAAAAGAGGUGGCACCAAAACGUUUGUCCAGUUUUUCAUCCAAUACAAAUAUGAAUGGUACUUUAAGAGGAAAAAAUAAUUCGAAUGUGAAUGGAGUAGGAAGCCCGAAGCUUUACCCAAAAAGUUUAAAUUGUGAAUCAGCCACAUUAAAACGCAACAGCCAUAAACAACAAUUCAAUUCUGCAGACGUUGAACAAGAUAAAUACUAUUAAUGUAUAACGAGGAUUGUUUUUGAAAGCAAGUUUUAGUUUUACUCGCAUACAGCAAAGGAAGACAACGGAUGCGUUUUUUCAUUAAACCACUUGCAAUAGCCAGGAUAAAUAUACCUAUUUAUAUUCUUCUAAUUUAGGGAAGUACAGUGCAAUAUGCUCAAAGUAAGUCUUUUUUUAGAAUUCUUGAAUGUUUGCGUGAGAAAGUAUAUUAAAUAUUAUAUGUAUUAAAAGAAUAUCAUGCCAUAAUAAGCUUGUGGUUUUAUGGAAAGAAUGAAGAAAGAAAGUUGAGCGAGGAUAAAAAUGGGGCAAUUACAAGUUCACCUUGAGACUUUCCUUCAUUUUUGCAUCAAGAUUGAAAAAGUUGUAUUAUAAUUGUUAUAUUUUUGUUAUAAUCAACCGCAACGUUACUUUAGCACUGGCAGCCAGUACGAGCUAUAUGUACAAACUCCGGUUCCUGAACAAUUAUGAGAGAAUUGCAAAGACUGUAUGAACAUGCUCCAUGUCUUUGAAUGUAGUUUAAUACAGCAUAUUUGUUCUCUAUUAUUAUCGAUAUCUUUUCAUUAAUACGCAAACUAACGAAUGAUCAACUUUACAUAAAAUGAGAAAAUAAUGUCUGUAAUAAGCUAUUUUAAUAUGAAUGAUUGUUGCUUUGAAAAUCUUCGGUUAUUUAUUUCAAAGGUAAAUAAAUGAGAAAAAGAAUAAUUUGUUACGCAGAUACUAAUGUUAUUGUUUUUUUAUAUAAAUAUAUGAAUGAAUGAAUGAAUAUUAACUUUUUAUAUCUCGUAUACUAUAGAUAUAGAAUUAUUACAUUGAUUUUAAGACUGCGAUAUCGUAUAUUUUAUGGCGUGAAAGAUGUUUUAAGGACAAUAAAGUUUUGCCUUAUUAUUGCGGUAACGUCGUAAUUAAUACAGUAGAUUUGUAUAAAUGCAGGAAAUUGUUUUAAAUUUAAAACUUGUUCAUCUAAUAUAGAUACAAUGAACUAGUCUAUAUGCAUUCCUCGAAAAAAUUGCAUUUUGUUUACUAAGCGUCACAUUACAUGUAAACGACUUUUUUUAAUACUCUAUUUUGUUAAAACAAGUAUUACAGAUUUUAUAAAAAUUA